Sitodiplosis mosellana (orange wheat blossom midge) is the source of this 1005-nucleotide messenger RNA. Its product is annotated as beta-1,3-galactosyltransferase 5-like. Gene Ontology annotation, cellular component: membrane. Gene Ontology annotation, molecular function: hexosyltransferase activity. The transcript is spliced from 4 exons. Bases 1 to 1005 code for a protein of 334 amino acids. The record is from RefSeq and is a predicted model, not a curated record. NCBI's taxonomy places the organism in Eukaryota, Metazoa, Arthropoda, Insecta, Diptera, Cecidomyiidae.
AUGUUGACCAAGACAUAUUUCUCACUUACAGUAUCCAUGCUAUUUUUGCAUGAAACACGAUUGCUUGGUGCUGCUAGUGCUUUGCCCGUAGUCGAAAACAACCAAAAUGUCGAACCUGGUGCAAACGAACUUGAGCAUUUUUCGACAACGAGCAAGCGUGUAUCUGAUUUGUACGAGCCGGGCCAUUUCAUAGUAAAUCCUGAUUUGUGUGGACAUGACAAUGGUGCAAACCUGAGUCUAUUGAUAAUGGUCAGGUCUGCACCGAAGAAUCACAAUCAACGCAUCGCGAUACGUGACACAUGGGGCGUUUAUGGGUCUCGUAACGAUAUUUCAUUGGGAUUUCUAAUCGGAACUACCAACAAUCAUUCGACUGAAAAUUCGCUAGAAGACGAGUCUGACCUUUACGGCGAUAUCGUCCGCUCUCAUUUUACAGAAAACUACGAUAAUUUAACAUUAAAAACGAUAUCUGUAUUGGAAUGGGUCGAUGUGCACUGUUCGCAAGCAGAAUUUGUAUUCAAUGUUGAUGACGACAUGUUCAUCAAUGUAAUGCAAUUGAUGUCAUUCAUUGAUGACAACCACUCUGCAGCUAAUCAAAAAGUCAUCUUUGGACAUCUGGUCAAAAUGACACCAAUUCGUCGUAAGACCAAAGACCAGAAAAAUGUUCUAUCACGAAAAGAAUAUUCUCCGAGUAGAUUUCCGUCUUUUGUCGUUGGAGGAGCAUAUUUAAUAAGUCGUUCGGCCAUUCAUGAUCUGUACAUGAAAGCCUUGACACUACCCUAUUUAAAAUUGGAGGAUGUAUUUAUAACGGGCAUUGUUGCCCAAUUGAUGAAUGUGAAGCGAAUUUUUGGAUUUGAGAAGUUCAAUUUAGCUCUAAAUCAAAGCAUCGCAUUUGAUACACCGUUCGAUGUGUGCAGUUUACGCCAAAUGAUCAGUAUUCAUGGUGUCCAUCCCAAUAAAAUGUAUGACCUGUGGAAAAAACAAUUGGAUACAAACAUUAAGUGUUAA